Clupea harengus (Atlantic herring) is the source of this 3842-nucleotide messenger RNA. It is a transcript of the gene evla, whose product is annotated as Enah/Vasp-like a. The record is from RefSeq and is a predicted model, not a curated record. Gene Ontology annotation, molecular function: actin binding; SH3 domain binding; profilin binding. NCBI's taxonomy places the organism in Eukaryota, Metazoa, Chordata, Actinopteri, Clupeiformes, Clupeidae. Gene Ontology annotation, cellular component: cytoskeleton. Gene Ontology annotation, biological process: protein homotetramerization; actin polymerization or depolymerization; positive regulation of actin filament polymerization.
GUUAGUGCUGUAGGUGUGUGUGAGGUUAGUGGUGUAGGUGUGUGUGAGGUUAGUGCUGUAGGUGUGUGUGAGGUUAGUGGUGGUGGUGGUGGUGGAGCUUGCACUCCCAUGGUUAAUACUUCCCGUUACUGGUGACUUGACCAUGAGGAAAGAACGGUGUGGCAGAAACAAGUGGAUGCUGAAAUCAUCAUGUGGAGUUAAAUGAGAGAGGUGGUCUGUGUGGGAGCCAUUAGAGAGGGUUUUUUUUUUUUUUUCAAAACUUGUUUUAAAAGAAUAAAGCCAUUUGACAGUAUGUUUUUUUAAUUACAAUUUUUUUAUUGCACUCUGAUUGCUGGCCAAUGAAAUAAGUGAACGUCUGUGGACUGUUAGUGGGACAGACAUGCCUGUUGCAUGCCAGCCCCGGGGUGUACGUCCUUUAUGUUCAGUCAAAUGUGACUCUUGGUGGAGAAAUGGCACAGGGUGCUCUCUGGUUACGGAUCGCUGCUACUUAUAAGUGUUUUUCAGGGGGCUCUGGUGACAACCCCCUUUUUUCCAGGCAUCCCAUUGGUGCAGGGCCCAGCUAAAAUAUCCCUGGAGCCUGACUGUCUUAGACUGCCUAUCUCUGCCCCGUGGGCUUGUGUGCGCGAUCCUUUUUUUGGAGGGAAUUGGAGGUGACGCCACUGGGAAGUGUAGUGUUGAGGAUCGUCAGCAUGCAAACAAGAAGUCAUCCUGCCCUGGAGCACAGGGUCCCACCUGCCGCCUGCCGCGUUCAUGCUCACGUACCUGUGACCUGACCUCACAAGAGCCAAAACAGGGAAACAAACAAACAAAACAAACAAAAAAAACAGCAGACCACCUGGUUUAAGCCAGCUCUGGUGUUUUUUUAUUUUCAAUUUUUUCGGGCUGCCCAGGCUUCUGCCAGACUGAAAAUAACAGUGGCAUAAGAAGGGUGUUUUUUUUCUCUCGCAGUGGGACGUAGAAGCUGGUGUAAAAAGCAGCGGCGGGCGCUAUGUUUGGGCCAGAAUUCUCACCGAGUCUGAUGCGACGGGUCAGUUCUGCAGUCAUAACACUCAGCUGUCCAGCUGUGCUUCGCCAGAAUGGGCCUGCCACGGAUGACUCUGAAGCUCAGAGGAGGCAGAUGAUGGACCAGCAUCAGAUGCACGCCAGGGCUGCGGGAUCUGCAGUCUCCACCCUUCAGUUCAAAGUGUCUGGCGCCUCCUCCUCUCCCUUCCAGUCUGAGUCUGCCACCCCUCCCGAUUACAGGCAGUACAGGGCCAACACCCUUCCCCCGGCCUACAUCAGGGCCGCCUCCUCCACCUCCCCGCCCUCAUCUUGCUCCUCCUCCUCAGCCUCCUCCCACGAGCGGGAUGGCAGCGGGGGCGUAGGUGGUAGCGGGGGGAGCGGGUGUCAAGCGUGCGACUCCCCCAACAGGAAGGCCCAGCAGCAGCUCUCUCAGCUCUCCACCUCCCUGGCCUCCGCCUUCAUCCCUGUGCAGCCGGCCGUCACCACCCAGGGCCGUAAGGUUCGCCAGAUCCCCCUCUCCCCCCCGGCCAUGCGCCACAUGCCCCCCCAGCAGCAGCAGCCCGAGCCCAUCCUCCACCCCCACCCGCUGCCCCCCAAGCACGGCACCUGGUCGGCCUCGACGGCGGCCGCACACAUGUACGCCACACUGCCCUCCUCCCACUCCCCGCCCAUGACCAUGACCAUGGGGGGCAUGAAGCAAGUGUGCCCGCAGCCUGUGCUUCCCGUGGCACUGCCCCUGCCACCCCUCAGCAACAACGGCCGUGGCAAAGCCACCCCCUCGUCCCACGAAGCCGCCCACCAGCACAUCAACGGCCAGCCCGAAGAUUACUACCCCACCCAGCAGCAGCACCCUUACCCGCACCCACAACCACACCACCACCAAACCCCCCCGCCGAUGCAGCCGCAGGUCCAGAUGGCCGCGCCGCUCUCUUACGCCCCCUGCUGCGAGGCUCUCUGCCUGCCCCCCAUGAGCGCUCAGCCCAUUCAGGUCCCCAGUCACCCGCCCCAGUUCCCCUCUCCUUCUGCAUUCCUCCAGCAACAACUACAGCAGCAGCAGCAACAGCAGCAGCAGCAGCAGCAAAUGUACCAGGGGGUGCCCCCCUACAGCACCACCUCACCCCCCUCUUACACCCUCGUCGAGGGGGCCUCUCCCAAGACGACACCCUCUCCCAUCUUUCAGGCUCCCCUGCCAGUUAUGAGUCCUCCGCUCCCCCCUGGGCACCCUGCCAUGCAGCACUCGUCCUCGGUGGCUGCGCCCGUUGCGCCCCCUCCUGCCCCAGUCCCCAUGGCCCCCAUGGCACCCAUGGCCCCCAUGGCACCCCCGCCCCCCCCAGGGCCCCCACCCCCCAGUGUGGGCACUCCCCCCGCACCCCCUCCGCUGCCGGCUGGUGACGGCCUUGGGGGGCAGAACAAGGAGGCCUCCCCGGCAGGGCUAGCAGCAGCCCUGGCAGGAGCCAAGCUGCGCAAAGUGCAGAUGCCUGAGGAGGCCUCGGGGGCAGCCGUUGUCAAGAGCGAUGCCAACCGGUCGAGUGGUGGCAGCGGAGGCGGUGGCGAGGGUCUCAUGCAGGAGAUGCAUGCCAUACUGGCACGAAGGAGGAAAGCUUCAGAGAAACCCGAUGAGGAAAGCCAGAAGGAAGAGACCAAUGGCUCCCCCUCACUCAUCACACGAGGUUGUCAGCAAAACUCCACAGAUGCUCUUAAAAAGCCAUGGGAUCGAGCCAACUCAACAGACAAAUCUUCUGCUGUGUCGAGGGUGAGACCUGUUGGCACUAGCAGUGAUGGAGACACAGAAUAUGACAGAAUGAAACAGGAGAUCUUGGAGGAAGUGGUCCGUGAAUUGCAUAAGGUGAAAGAUGAGAUUAUCGAUGCCAUUAGAAGAGAGGUCACCAGGAUGAGUUCGACAUAAUCCUCCCGGAAUGUGACCACAGCAGGCCGUUGGGGACGGAGCGAGGGAAAGCGAGGGGAAGAGGUGCCAAGUUGGGAGGGAAUGUUUCUACGACAUUUCUGUCGCGUCAUGGGAAGUUUGCCACGAACUUGCAGACAUGCAACAGUAGCAUCAACUAAGCAAAUGCUAGGGGAAGUAAAAAAUGAGACAAGAAAAGAGAACGAAGAACAGUAAGACAAAAAAGACAAGUGAGUUGAGCAAGCGAGCGAGCGAAUGAAUGAAUGGAUGGUUGAAUGAACGGAUGGAUGGAUGGGUGUAAGGAUGGAGAGAUGGAUGAGAGGAUGUUGGACACUCACACUGUAUUUUCUAUUUUUCCUGUAUUCAAAGAUGAAGCCCCAUGUGUGGCCUGCUGCCCAUAGUCUGUCAAGUCUUACAGAAAAAAAAACAUAUAUGUAUUAAAUCUGGCAAAGCUAUUGUUUUCCAAGUUUUUAUUGUUUCAUUGUUUUAUUUGACAUAAAUAAAUAUUACUGUUCUAAUAAUUUUAUUACAAGUAUAGAUAUAGAGAAAGUUGCACACCAUCUAUGUCAGCCUUUGAUAUUUUAUAUUAGUUUCUUUAUUCUUUGGUUUUUGAUAAGCACAUAUAGGCCUCUGACCUCAGCAGGGUUUUCUAAAGAGAUUUUAUUUUUCUUUGCCAACAGAUGUAUAAGAUCACUGGAGAUAUUUGUUUCUUUUAGUUAUUUUUUUUAAGUUUGAACUUGAAUUGGUUGUGUGAACAGAACUGGUUGCUUUUUUGGGACACUACGACCUUAUGAUGCAUCGGUAUGACCUUUUGAUUUUUAUGACAAUUUUCAGUUAAGUUUGGCUGGAAAGAUAUGGUGAACGAUCAGGCCUUUCAGUAUAUCCUUUGACUAGAUUAUUCCUUGUUUUAAAUGUUGAUAAAUGGGUUUAAACAUAA